Drosophila persimilis is the source of this 571-nucleotide messenger RNA. It is a transcript of the gene Cpr30F, whose product is annotated as larval cuticle protein A2B. NCBI's taxonomy places the organism in Eukaryota, Metazoa, Arthropoda, Insecta, Diptera, Drosophilidae. The transcript has 2 exons. The record is from RefSeq and is a predicted model, not a curated record. Gene Ontology annotation, cellular component: extracellular matrix. Bases 1 to 564 code for a protein of 187 amino acids.
AUGCUGGACAGCGGGCGACAGCAAGCACGCCCGCGGAUGAUGGAGAAGGGCGACAGGGGUCCUGGGGAGAUUAGAGACAAUCAUAGAAGGAGAUUCUCCACUAACCACCGUUCUCCAUCCGCUCCAUUGCAGCUUUUGUCUCUGUUCAUCCUGGGUGUGGGCGCUGCCGCCGCCAUCGAGCUCCCACUGAGCCCCAUCUACCACUCUCCGGGUCUUGUCAAGCCCCUGCUGAAGGCUGUCGAGGUUGAGGCGCCCGCCCACUAUGACUUUGCCUACUCGGUGCACGACGAGCACACCGGCGACAUUAAGAGCCAGACGGAGUCCCGCAAGGGAGAUCAAGUGCAGGGCCAGUACACACUUAUCGAUGCCGAUGGAUACCUGCGUACCGUGGACUACACCUCGGAUGCCCACAAUGGUUUCAAUGCCGUCGUCCGCCGAGAUCCUCUAGGCCACAAGGUGAUCAAGGCUGCUCCCAUUGCCAAGGUCCUGUCUCCUCUACCCCUGGCCUAUGGGGCCCCAAAGCUGCUCGCCGCCCCCAAACUGCCCCUCGGCUUGUACCAAUAAGUCGAAG